Messenger RNA from Metarhizium brunneum ARSEF 3297, 2391 nucleotides. RefSeq names its product Condensin complex subunit 2 (gene cnd2). The record is from RefSeq and is a predicted model, not a curated record. Gene Ontology annotation, biological process: mitotic chromosome condensation. Gene Ontology annotation, molecular function: chromatin binding. NCBI's taxonomy places the organism in Eukaryota, Fungi, Ascomycota, Sordariomycetes, Hypocreales, Clavicipitaceae. Gene Ontology annotation, cellular component: condensin complex.
AUGCAUUCAAGAAAAGCCCUACACGAAAAACAGAUCAAUGAGAUCAAGGCAGCGGCGACGCCCCGGAAAGCCAGCUUGAGGCUGGAUGAUAUCGAAAAUGCGUCGCCAGGCUCGGCCCUCGGUACGCCUCGAGGGGGGCGGAUAGGCGAAAUCACUGAAGAAGUCAUGGUAGGAGGUGUAUCGGUGACGCCUAUCAAGCGGGUUCCGAUUCUCGCCAACUUCGAAGAAUGGAUGAAGAUGGCAACAGAUAACAAAAUCAACGCAACCAACUCAUGGAACUUCGCCUUAAUCGACUACUUCCACGACAUGUCUUUAUUGAAGGAAGGUGAUGGUGUCAAUUUCCAAAAAGCCAGCUGCACUUUAGAUGGGUGUGUCAAGAUUUACACAAACCGAGUCGACAGUGUCGCUACCGAAACUGGCAAGCUGCUGAGCGGCCUGGCUGAUAGCAGCAGCAAGAAGAAAGGGCGAGAUGGCGAAGACGCAGAAGGGGACGAAAGCGAGGACGAGUUGGAUGAGGACGGCAACCCUAAAAAGAAGUCCAAGAAGAAGACACAAAGAUCAUCAGAGGCUACGCUGGCUCCCUCAUUCAGCGCGCUACAGCUGAAGAAGUUUGAGCUUGAAUUUACUGUCGAUCCUCUUUUCAAAAAGGCAUCGGCGGAUUUUGACGAGGGUGGUGCCAAGGGCUUGCUACUUAACCAUCUAAUGAUCGACUCUCAAGGGCGGAUUGUUUUCGAUAGCAGUGACGAUUCCGGCGAUGUUGCCCCCAUGGAGAAGAAUGACGAAAUGGAAGACGCAGACCCAGAUACUGACGAAGCUGAUAUUACUGCGCAGCUCGAGGAGCGGUUAGGAGAAGAAAGUUCAAAGGAAGAUGAGGAGCCAACGGUCGAAAUUGAUCUUGUAUCUCUGGGCCAGAAGUUUUUGCCCAGUCUGAGCCAACUUGAUGGGCUGGAUGUGUGCCCGUCUCUCAAGAACUUUGAUCUCGGAGAUUCAUCAGGCUCUAUGGAUAUCCCUUUCUUGAGAGCCCCGGAUGACUGGAGAGACCAGGACAAGAAUCACGCGGCGGGAGAUCAUUCUGGCAUGCUUAUUGACGACGACGCUCCCAUCGAAUUCGACGAUGACGACUUAGGCCUUGGCAGCUUCGACAUUGGCGGCGAUGUUGCGUUCGGCGAAGGUGGCGAGGCUUGGGCCCGUGAUGCGGCCCUCGCACCGCAAAUGAGAAUAUACGAUGCAGAGAUGGGCGACGAUGGUGUGGACGGGGACGGUUUCGACGACAACGGCGAAUACAUCGUGUCCAUGGUUAAGCCUCGAAAUGCUGAUAAGAUGCAUGAGGAUAUUCUUGGAUUCUUCGAUCAAGCUUUACAGAAGAACUGGAGCAGCGCGGAACAUUGGCGAAUACGUAAGAUCAAGGACGCUAAUAAGCCAGCCGGCGAGACAAAAAAACGCAAAGAGAAGGAGCCGUUUGAGAUUGAUUUUGCUUCACCGCUUGAGUCAACCAUGGCAAACAUAAUCCAUACACCAGCUUCUAGCAACUCAGUGAUCAGUAUGCCAAAGAAGGACUGGAAGUCGAAGUCGAGGAAUCUGCUUCCUGAUGACAAACAUUUCAAUUCCAAGUCACUUUUGAGUCUCUUCCUAAAACCGAAAGCCCGAUUAUCAGCCCGCCGAAUUGUGGGUGGGUUUGGCCCACGGAUGGGCUACGGGCAGGAUCAGAAGGAUGACAACCAACAGAUUGAAAUGGAUGAGGCUUUCUGGGCAAAACAAAAGGGCCCCGAGGACACGGCACUCCCUGAAGGCGACUACGAUGCCAACUUCUUCCAGGACGAUGGCUUGCCUUUCCCAGGAGGUGAUGACGCAGAUGACGACGAUCUUGAGUUUGCUGAUGCUCGUGAGCACUUAUCACCCGAUGGGGAUCCAGGCAUGACGGAAGCUGGAGGUAUCACUGCCAUGUUAGGAGGAGAGACAUUCACAAAUGCGGCGUUUGGUCACACCCUCGUGACUUCGACAAGAAGGAUAAGGCCAGAAUACGUCAAUUACGCGCGUAAAGCCACAAAGGUUGAUGUACGGCGCCUGAUGAAGGAAAUCUGGAAAGGCAUGGCCUUUGACCAGAUCGACAUCCCGCCCGAGGAGAGAACGUCAAUGACAGCUUCUUCUGAAGCAGAAGAGAAGCCGCUGCCUCCAGAAGACGACCCAACUCUCAACUUUACUGAGGUUAUGAAUGGCCUGAAAUCAGUAUACCCCAAGUCUGCCAUGAAUGACAUAUCAACUUCAUACUGCUUUAUCUCCCUGCUGCACUUGGCAAACGAAAAAGGUCUUGUGAUUGAUAAAUCAGAAAACCUGGAAGAGCUGAAGAUUCGGAAGGACUGGACAGCCAAGGUAAGCGAGGGUGGCGAGUAA